This is a messenger RNA of Dibothriocephalus latus, 1116 nucleotides long. The record is from the annotation of a GenBank genome assembly. NCBI's taxonomy places the organism in Eukaryota, Metazoa, Platyhelminthes, Cestoda, Diphyllobothriidea, Diphyllobothriidae.
CGAAGCGACAAGGGCAGUCAAGCGCCGGGAAUGGGAUCCGAAGCACAACUGGACCCCAACGACCCUAACUACAUCAAGAUGCUGAAGACUGCUCAGGAGUUUUGCUUCUGCGCGGAUGAGGAACUGGAUCUCUCCAAGCGCUUCCGUCUGCUUCAGUUACGCAACUCCGGUCAUCGCGACUUCCAGGAGGUGGUGGUUCCGCUGAACUCUCGCGAAAUUCCCGCGGGCAUCUUUGAGGAAUUGGAACCCGCAAAGGAGGAGACACGGAAGCUUAAAACCACUGGACUGGAACAGCAUUUUGCAGAGCGGAACAGGUACCUUCGAGAUAUCGGUAACGAAGUGCUGAGACGCUUCGAGGCGUCCAUUAAAAAGAAGACGUUGGAUGACGUUGUGGCCGAAGAGGAAAUACCCAGUUUGAUACCUCGCCGGCCCCUCAAUCCGAACCGGAAGGAGACGAAGAAGACGAGCAUGCAGAAUAUCAAGGAGACUGGUGUUGUCCUGGUGGUCACCAUUGGUGAUGCCAAGAACCUCCCCAUUCGCGCCGCAGAGCAGAGCAGUCGCAUGGCAGGAAGACCAGCAGAAGUGUCCUCGAAGUUCGUCCCUCGUGCACUUGAUACGGCUGUGAUCAUGCUUGAUCUAGCCGGCAUCAAUGAUGUCACUGACUACCUCUCUACGUGUGAAAAUGAGCGGUAUCAAAGCUGGAAAGCUCCACCCAUUCUCUUCUCCAGCGACGAAGACCGACAACCGAAGUUCCAAGAACCACUUCCAUGUCUUGACGAAUGGUGGAAUCAGAGCGAGAGUGGCAAAAUGGAACCUCUGUGUCCCGAGAAGGCCUGCAUGGAUGAUCGCCCAAUCACUACGGCGCCAUACGCGCACGGGUCCUGUCCCGUCGGCGUGAGGUUAUUGGCCAAUCACUCGCGUAAGCGCCUUCACGCGGAAAUUGAGCGCAUUUGGCGGUCUGAUUGGCUGACUGACAGGCUUGUGCGAAUAGCGUUGCCUAUAAAAUUCACAGCCGAUCUGCUGUGUGAUGAUUCGCUGGGCGCGAGUAUCCUGUGUUGUUUGUAUUGUUCUAGACGGCGCAUCCACAUCACUUUUGACAAAUUGCGCUCAAAAUAA